AUUCGGUACAAUAAUGAACCUCGGGAAACAACCAUCCAAACAAAGGGAGUGUAAUUCCCAGUGUUGAGACAUUUGCGAUCUUCAGUUCCCACUAUUAUUAACUCUUUCUCAGCAGUCUUUAUUUUCCGAUUAUUACAUCCCCUACCAACCACGCCAAAUUGAAUUCAGUUCUCUCCCACAUAACAUGGGUACUUCCGACGCCAAUGGCAAGCCAUCCUUGUCCCUCAUCAAAGAUUUCCUCAACAAAUGCGGCGGCGUUGCGGUGAUAGACGGGGGGUUUGCGACGGAGUUAGAACGUCAUGGGGCGGACUUAAAUGACCCUCUGUGGAGUGCUAAAUGUCUCUUCACUGAUCCUCACCUCGUCCGCGAUGUACACUUGGACUACCUUGAAGCUGGUGCGGAUAUAAUACUCAGUUCAUCUUAUCAGGCAACCAUCCAGGGGUUUAAGGCCAAAGGAUAUUCUAUAGAAGAAAGUGAAUCUUUGCUCAAAAGAAGUGUCGAGAUUGCAUGUGAAGCACGGGACGUCUACUAUAAUAGAUGCUGUGAAUCUUCAUCUGAUCAUAACACUGAGGGAAAGGUUCUCAAAAAGCGUCCUAUCUUAGUUGCAGCAUCUGUUGGGAGUUAUGGGGCGUAUUUAGCUGAUGGUUCUGAAUACAGUGGGGAAUACGGGGAUGCGGUUGACCUCAACUUUCUAAAGGAUUUUCAUCGAAGAAGGGUUCAGCUUCUUGCAGACUCUGGUGCUGAUAUAAUAGCUUUUGAGACCGUGCCAAAUAAAUUGGAAGCUCAGGCUUUUGUCGAGCUUCUUAAGGAAGAAGACAUAAAAACUCCUGCUUGGUUAUCCUUCAACUCUAAAGAUGGUAUAAAUGUGGUCAGUGGUGAUUCUUUAUCAGAAUGUGCUGCAAUUGGCGAAUCAUGUGAAAAAGUUUUAGCUGUUGGAAUCAACUGCACCCCUCCUAGAUUUAUUCUGGAUCUUAUUCUAUCCAUCAAUCAGGUAACAACAAAACCAAUUCUUAUAUAUCCCAACAGUGGUGAGAGUUACGAUGGCAUUCGGAAGGAGUGGGUGAGUAAUACUGGGAUAAGAGAUGAAGAUUUUGUUCCUUAUGUUAAUAAAUGGUGUGAGGCAGGAGCAUCCCUGGUUGGGGGUUGCUGCAGAACUACUCCAAAUACCAUUAGAGCUAUACACAAUGCACUCUCCGGAAGACGUACUGUCUAAUCCGGGGAGAACAAAAUAGGGGAAUCUAACUUAAGAGCUGGGCAAGAUCUUGUGUCCAGGCUGAAAGGAUUGUUUCCGUCUCUAGUAAACCUGGAUGGCCUACAUUUCAGAAGAGGUUUCUGCUUGACUGGAGUUCAAGAAAACGUCCACUGAUCGACCUAGGCUAUUUGUCAGCGGUGUAUUAUAUUUGGUACUUGCAGGAUGUUCGAAGAUCAACAAAAUAUUAGGUUUUUAAGAACUUGCAAGGAUUACACACAUUGUGGUUGCUCAAUGAAUGUACUAUUCUCUCUACUUUACUACCAACAAAAACCAUAGCUAUUUUAGUAUUUACUUCUGUAUUAUUGUGUUUAGAACUUCAUUUUUCAUAUUGGAAGUUCUGAGAUUUGAACCUUGA
This is a messenger RNA of Lycium ferocissimum, 1607 nucleotides long. Its product is annotated as homocysteine S-methyltransferase 2. NCBI's taxonomy places the organism in Eukaryota, Viridiplantae, Streptophyta, Magnoliopsida, Solanales, Solanaceae. The coding region runs from base 185 to 1213 and encodes 342 amino acids. Gene Ontology annotation, molecular function: S-adenosylmethionine-homocysteine S-methyltransferase activity; zinc ion binding. The record is from RefSeq and is a predicted model, not a curated record. The transcript is spliced from 7 exons. Gene Ontology annotation, biological process: S-methylmethionine cycle.